This is a messenger RNA of Choloepus didactylus (southern two-toed sloth), 3033 nucleotides long. It is a transcript of the gene ZC3H3, whose product is annotated as zinc finger CCCH-type containing 3. NCBI's taxonomy places the organism in Eukaryota, Metazoa, Chordata, Mammalia, Pilosa, Megalonychidae. Gene Ontology annotation, cellular component: nucleus. The record is from RefSeq and is a predicted model, not a curated record. The coding region runs from base 35 to 2887 and encodes 950 amino acids. The transcript is spliced from 12 exons. Gene Ontology annotation, molecular function: metal ion binding.
ACCGCCCCUCCCAGAGAGACGCGGUCGCGGAGCGAUGACGUCGCGGGGGCCUGUCCGGGCGACGCGGUCUCGGGAGAUGGAGGAAAAGGAGCAAUUGCGGCGGCAGAUCCGCCUCCUGCAGGGUCUGAUCGAUGACUACAAAAACCUUCAUGGCAAUGCCUCUGCCCUCCCGUGCCCCUCAGCCACUGCCCGGUGGCAGCCACCUGCCUUCAACAACAGCAGGUCCUUCAGUGCCCGCUACCCUCGGUCAAGCCGCAGGGGUUUCUCCCCACACCACGGGCCUGCAUGGCGCAAGAAGUACUCCCUCGUGAACCGGCCUCCGGGACCCGCAGGCCUGCCUGGUGACCGGGCCACCCAGGCUGCCCUGGGACCCAGGGACAGCCAGGGUCCUGACCCCCGGCGGUAUGUCCUUCAGCAGCAGGUCCAGCUCAGUCCAGAUCAGGACAUGGUCAUCAAAAUUAAGCCGCCGUCCAAGCCGAGCUCCGUGACCAUCUCUGGAGCCCUGCGGGGCUCCAUGGAGGAUCUGGAGGACACUCCCUGGGGCGACCAUAGGCCCCAGGAGGGCGAGGGUGAUCCCCCUGGCCAGAAGCUGCAGCCCCCAAGGCCAGGAAGAGCCAAGGAGAGUGGCAGUGAGGGGGACCCCCUCCUGGUCUGCCAGAAGGAGCCUGGCCAGCUACGGGUGGCGAAGUCUGUGAGCGCCAUGAGUGGGAGCCCCCCAGAGCCCUGGCGGACGGUCAGCGAGAGUGCAAUUGCAGUCAAGGCACGCAGUGGGGCAGCCCUGGGCCGCAAGGCAGGCCCCCACUCUGCAGGCAGCUGUGCCGCACAGCUCAGUGGGGGUGGCAGAGCGAACACCGGCCACCCAGAGCAGCCACACUUGGCAGGAGGCCCGGCCAGACUGACCUCAGGCCCCAGGCAGGCCCGGGAGGUCUCCCUGCUCGUGUCCUGUCGAACCAACAAGUUCCGGAAAAACAACUACAAGUGGGUGGCCACCUCGGCCAAGAGCCCCAGGGCUGCUCGGAGGGCCCUCAGUCCCAGAGUGGCCGUGGAGGGUGUGAGCCGGGGCCCCUGUGGAACAGCAGAAAGAACGGGGAAGCCGCAGCUGAGAGCCGAGCCAGAUGCCAGGCCCAGGAAGGCUGCCCCGGUGUCCAAGCCGGGGACCUCCCCCAGCAAGUACAAGUGGAAGGCCUCCAGCCUGUCCGCCUCCUCCUCCUCCUCCUUCCGCUGGCAGGCGGAGGCAGGCAGCAAGGACCGCACGUCCCAGCUCUCCGUGCUCGUGUCCAGGUCCCCCCCAGAGGACAAGCCGGCCGUGGGGCCCAGCGGCUCAGAGGCUGCCUUCGGGGAGGCCCCGCUCUCCACCUACAAAGUGAAGAGCCGCACCAAGAUCGUCCGCAGGCGGGGCAGCGCCAGCCUUCCCGGGGACAAGAAGACCAGCCCUGCGCCCGGCACCACCGUGAGGAGCCACCCGAGCCUGCGGCGGAAGCAGGCCCUGCGGGGAAAGGGCAGCCCCAUCCUGAGGAAGACGCCCAGCAGGGGCCCGGCACAGGUCACCAGGCACCGGCUCUGCCGCCUGCCACCUGCCCGUGCCCUGCUCUCUGCCAAGGAAGUGCCCAGCCUGCUCCCUCUGCGGACCCCGCCUGCCAGCAAAGUGAUCAAGACCCGCUACCGCCUCGUCAAGAAGAACCUGGCGUCCCCUCUCAGCGUCCCGCCCUGCCACCUGCCUCUGCCCUCCUGGCGGGCCCGGCGCCUCACGCUGUCCAGGUCCCUGGUGCUGAACCGCCUGCGCCCGGCUGCCUCCAGCGGGGGGAAGGCGCCCCCCGGCCCCCCACAGUGGCGGAGCAGGGGCUACCGCUGCAUCGGAGGCGUUCUCUACCGUGUGUCGGCCAACAAGCUCUCCAGGACCUGCAGCCGACAUGGCGACGGGGGCAGCAGGCCCGUCCGCUCAGGCCGCUUGGACCCAGCCAGCAGCGGCAGCCGCGCCCUGGCCAGCCGGGCGGUGCAGCGCAGCCUGGCCGUCGUGCGCCAGGCGCGGCAGAAGAAGGAGCGCCGGCGGGAGGAAUACUGCAUGUACUACAACCGCUUCGGCAGGUGCAGCCGCGGCGACUGCUGCCCCUACAUCCACGACCCUGAGAAGGUGGCCGUGUGCACCAGGUUUCUCCGCGGCACGUGUAAGAAGACAGAUGGGACCUGCCCCUUCUCCCACCACGUCUCCAAGGACAAGAUGCCCGUGUGCUCCUACUUCCUGAAGGGGAUCUGCAGCAACAGUGAGUGUCCAUACAGCCAUGUCUACGUGUCCCGCAAGGCUGAGGUCUGCAACGACUUCCUCAAGGGCUACUGCCCUCUGGGCGCCAAGUGCAAGAAGAAGCACACGCUGCUGUGUCCCGACUUCUCCCGCAGGGGCGUCUGCCCCCGCGGCACCCAGUGCCAGCUGCUCCACCGCAGCCAGAGGCGCCCGGCCAGGCGGGCGGCCACACCCCCGACCCCGGAGCCCAGCGACGCGUCCCCCCGGAGCAGGGCCUCCAGCGGCCACGGGCCCAGGAAGGCCUCAGCCGCGCAGCGCCCCGCCAGACAGACGCCCAGCUCCGUCGCCUCGGGGUCUGCCGCCCCGGCCUCCCCUCCCCGCAGCCCCGGGGGCUCGGCCUCGGCCUCCCCGGAGUCGUCCCCGGCCCCCUCCUCCCCCUGCCCGUCCUCGGCCGCCUCGGACCGCGAGGAUCUGUCCCUCCAGGAGGCCGCCCCGCCGGGGCCGAGCUGCCGCGGCCUCUCCAAGCUGCCCUCCUUCAUCUCCCUGCAGUCCCCGCCGAGCCCGCGAGGCCAGCCCAGGGCCCGAGCGCGCAGGAGCCCCCCGGCCCAGGACGCAGGGAAACGUCUGCAUAUCAAGCCCCGACUGUGAGGGCUGGGCUGGGCAGUCUGCGCCCCCCGCCCACCACCGGCCCAGAAGAGGAAAGAGCCACCGCCCGCCGCUCAGCCCCUCCGCAGGGUCUACCCACCCCCUGGUCCCCCGUGAGGCCAGCAGGGACCCUGCUCCGCCCAUAGGGC